AUGUCACCCCAGCCGGACGCCCAAGGAAAUACCUCACCCCCCGCAUCGGUGAGGUCGACGGCCAGCCAUGGACUGCCCACGCCCGACGCCGAGCACGACCAAGUGACGCCCAAGAGCCUCGCGCAGACGGGCCGUUCACGCACCGCGCCCAUUGUCAACGAGAGCAACCUCUGGAAGUCGUCAAUUGACCGCCCCCAGCUCGACGAGCGCGACAGCAUCUUCGCAACUACGUACCUCGUCUCCGACAGCCCCAUCUCCUCCCCGCGGGCCAGCGCACGCAAUGUAGAUUCUGCCAACGAUGCUCCCGAACACAGUCUGGCUGAGAUGGCAGCGCCAGCACCUCCCCAGAGGCGAUUGAUGGAUCCACCCAUCAUACGCAGGAAACACUCUACCCUUCCUCCGCCUUCUUCCAUCGACCACCAAGCCGUCCUGACUACCCCCUUUAACCCCCGCGCAGCCAUUGCAGCCGGCAUGAGUUUCGACGCCAUCCAUCACAGUCCUCCGCCCUACAUGAGCCCAGUCGACUCGCCCGUACAACACCCCACCACCCCGCCACGUCCCGAGCUCCAAUACGAGGCUCUGCUGGAGAGCGAAGAGAGGCGCAGGAACAGGGAGUGGCGCGAAGGGAAGCCUGUGCCAUUCAAGGGCAACAUGAUCUUGGAUCAGCCCGUCAUGGACGUGGAAAUGGAGAAGAAGAUUGAAGCAACGCUUGCCAAGACCGAACAACCCACUUCCGCACGCAGUCGAAAAGCAAGUCACUAUCUGCGCGUAUUCAAGGAUGGCGAUCCUACUGAAGAGCCGAAGAAGAAGGACAACAAGACAAAAGAACGUCCUUCUGCUGAGAGGACCCUAUCCGCACUUUCAGAGGAAGGCUCAACCGAGACUGUCGGUCUCAUCGACCAGCUGCGUCGCGCAUCACUAGCUUCCUCCGUCGUGCAAUCACCUCUAGGCGGUCCGACUGAUUCGUACUUCGACGCGAAAGCGGCGCCUCGCACCGAGUCAGGCGUUGCCUCUACACCUCCCAACGGGAGCACGCGACCAGACGCAAGCUCUCAGGACAAGCACAAAUUUCCAAGGCGCCUUCUCGAGGACAUUCGCGGCUUCGGCAACCUGACUCCUGGUGCGGACCCCCGGUCUUCGUUCUCUCGCAGUCUACCCACAUCAGCUGUCGAAAAGGUUCACGCGCACGCACCGACGAAUGGAGCGACUCCCUAUGACGAGCCGUCCGAUUACUUUCAGGUUAAAGACGGAGGCGAUAAAGAACGUACGCCAGGCUCGGAGGAGGACGAAGAAUCGGAAAAAGAACAGAUCUCUUCGGCUCUCUACUUUCCCCAUCGCCGGCUUAAGACGAGUGAGCAAGUCCCUACAGAACCACAGAACCGAGAUAGAGAGGUGAAUGCUGUCGAUAAGAGGGCUUCAACUCACGAGGUUGCGGGGCCGAAAGGGUGGGCCACAGAGAAGGAUGUGCAAACUCCACAAGAAGUAGAAAUUUCUCUAAAGGCCCAAGAUACCAAUCAAUGCCUUCAUGGUGAUAUCUCCACGGCGACUUCCUUGAAGAAAGACAAAGAGCAGCCGCUGACCGCCCCCGAUGCGCUUUCAGCUGAAUCUGAGUCUGAGUCGCACGCCGAGUCUACUCAAUCAAAUCUUGGUUAUGAAUCCAGUGCGACUGAUGACCUAGGAACGACGCCCACUGCGACUUCGCACAAACAGGAAGCUAAGGCUGCUGCGCCUCAGGUGGCUCAGCCGCCAGCCCCACUGGGUGCUGUGGAGCUGAAGCCAUACGAUCACCAAGUUGGCGGUCAUUCUACUGUCUAUCGUUUUUCUAGGCGAGCAGUAUGCAAACAGCUAAACAAUCGAGAGAACGAGUUUUACGAGACAGUGGAGCGCCAGCAUCCUGAACUGUUGGAAUUCUUGCCAAGAUACAUCGGCGUGUUGAACGUGACCUACCGAAAAGCCCCCAAGAAGAAGAAGGUAGCCAAAGACAAAGCGAAAUCCGACGCUGCUCCCACUACUUCUGCGACACAGUCGGAAAGCGCUUCAAGACAGGCUUCAAAGGCCCCCGAAGAUCGGGGCAAUGCGGAACAACCUCGAGUGGUCAGCCACUCGCAGCAGAUUAUGCCCAUCCCUCAGAACGUAGCUGGCUCUGCGCCUACGAUAAGGAGGAACAGCACAGAUGUAGCUGGAUUGCAUCCACCACUUACAGAAGAGUCGACACGGAAACAAGUUCUGAAAGCUGAAGCGCACCGCUUUGCCUCGGAAAGGAGCGCUGAUCCUGCCGUUUCCAGCUCCCUUGGACAGCCAGACACCAACGCCGAUGCGCUUAAGCCACCAUCGAACAAUCUCCCCCGCCGUCGUCAUUCUGGUAGUGGACUUACUAGAAGGCCCUUGGGAAUAGACACUGUCCAGAGACACAACCUGGAAUACUAUGAAGAAGAUGGUUACGGUGGUGAUGCAGAGGAGGAAGUAUUUGCUAUGGACGAAGAUCGCAAUGCCAUGUCAGACGCAAAAGAUCAGCACCGAGGCCGAUCUGUGCAAACAUCUGGCGCAACAAACGGCGUUCAUCCCCCAAAACCAUCCGAGGGCACCAUGCUACCAGCCCCUGCCGCACCAAAUGGCAAUGGCGCCCCACUGGGCGAGGAGCCUUCCAAUCCCGAAGAAGCGCAACAACAACCCGACGAGCGCGUUCAGCACUUCAUCCUUCUGGAAGACCUUACCGCAGGCAUGUCCAGGCCUUGUGUCUUGGACCUGAAAAUGGGCACGAGGCAGUAUGGAGUGGAAGCCGAUGAGAAGAAACAAAAGUCUCAAAGACGCAAGUGUAAGAUGACAACGAGUGCCCAGCUCGGCGUACGUGUUUGCGGCAUGCAGAUUUGGAACGCCAAAACCCAAAGCUACAUCUUCGAAGACAAGUACUUUGGCCGCGACUUGAAGGCUGGCAGAGAGUUUCAGGAUGCGCUGAAGCGCUUUUUCUGGGAUGGGACAAGUUACAAAGCAGCGACAAGACAUAUUCCUGUCAUACUGGAGAAGAUCAGUCAGCUGGAGCGCAUGAUACGGAAUCUUCCAGGCUACCGAUUCUACGCAAGCAGCUUGCUCAUGCUCUACGAUCGUGGAGAUGGAGAGUCAAAGGAAAAAGACGCGCAACCCUCCCUGUCCAAUGGUCUAUCGAACCCGAGCAGCGAAGACGUCUCAGUAAUACCAUCCGGACCCACAUCACCUGGCCCGACAACCGCCUCUAAGCCGACACCUAAGCAUCUCCCAGAGAUUAAGCUCAAGAUUGUCGACUUCGCCAAUUGUGUCACCGCAGAAGACCCGCUGCCUGACGACUUACCUUGCCCACCCCAGAACCCGGAUGGCAUUGAUAGAGGCUACCUUCGUGGUCUGCGAUCGCUGCGGCUCUACUUCCAGCGCAUCUGGCACGACAUCAACGAAGAGUGGGUUGAACGAGGCGAAGGCGAAGGUAUGGCGCGCAACCAUCACCACGGCCCUGGCCUAGGUGAAGUCGGCGCGGGCUGGAUGGACGAUGCUGGUGGUGAAGACACGGGCUAUGCCAGCUUUUAA
Alternaria novae-zelandiae is the source of this 3555-nucleotide messenger RNA. RefSeq lists its product as uncharacterized. The coding region runs from base 1 to 3555 and encodes 1184 amino acids. The record is from RefSeq and is a predicted model, not a curated record. Gene Ontology annotation, cellular component: nucleus; cytoplasm. The transcript is spliced from 3 exons. Gene Ontology annotation, biological process: phosphatidylinositol phosphate biosynthetic process; inositol phosphate biosynthetic process. Gene Ontology annotation, molecular function: inositol hexakisphosphate kinase activity. NCBI's taxonomy places the organism in Eukaryota, Fungi, Ascomycota, Dothideomycetes, Pleosporales, Pleosporaceae.